AUGGCUUCGUCAAGCAACGACACUCCACGUGCUAUAACAACAGAUUACAUAUUGAGCGAAGGUGGACAAAGAGAGGAUUUUUCAGUCGAAGAUGAAUAUAUUUACGAUGAUUAUGAUUUCGAACCGCUUCUAAGUUUUCAUGGAGAUAUGGAAUUUUCCCGGCAAUGUCAAGGACGGAAGUAUUCGCUCUUGAGGCCAAAUGUUACAGCUGAUGCUAGUACGAUAAUUCCAAUUAAAUGCAGAACCAGACGAUGUGUUUGGCGAAUUUUUAUCGCUUUACUUUUGUGUGGAUUUGGUGGUCUGUGCGGUUAUCUGAUAACUGAAAAAUACGAUAAGUGCAGUUUGGCGACCGGAGACUUCAACAUUUUUCACAAGCAGUUUGUUCUUCAAACAUCCAGCAGAAAUAUACAGCAAUUUUUCGGGUAAGUAACUGCUUAGUGCCUUCAUUUUUAGUGAUUUAAGUGAAUUAUCCCCAGUUCGCGUCAUGUUGCGUGCUAAUAAAUCAGUUCUAUGACGUGAAGUAAGGUCACGUUGCAGAAACAAGUUUACAUUCAUUCUUAAAACCUGAACAUUAGGAGUGAAGUUAAACUGAGGAACAGUGCGUUUCUUUUUAGUGUCAUUUAGCAACGUUGCCGGGAAGCGACGGUAAUCAACAGUCAGAGAUGAGGAGGAUCGGCGGGGAGAUGGAAGGGGAGAUGUAGGGGGAGAUACAAGGGGGAAAAUUUAAAAAUAACAAGCAAAGUGAUUACAUUUGAGUGUUAAUAUAUAUUUGUGCUACUACUACUAAUAAUAAUAAUAAUAAUAAUAAUAAUAAUAAUAAUAAUACGAGCAUGGUAAGAGAGCAUACAUAUCCCAGAAAACGUGGUAGAGAAUGACGAAGUCAAACUGCUGUGGGAUUUUACCAUCCAAAGUGAUCGAGAAAUGAUGACGAUGAUGAUGAUGAUGAUGACGAUGAUAAUGAUGGUGACGAAGAUGAUGAUACAAAGGGAAACAAGCCAGCAGGAAUACAAGAUUUUUAUGUACUUCUGUCACUAUCUAAGCACUGCUAA
Messenger RNA from Porites lobata, 1049 nucleotides. Lineage: Eukaryota; Metazoa; Cnidaria; Anthozoa; Scleractinia; Poritidae. The record is from the annotation of a GenBank genome assembly.